AAGACAAGAUUGGAAGAUUGCAACUUGCAAGCUCAAGCUGGAAGCUGCACAUUUCACAAGUUUAGUGAAAGCAGAAAGUGAGAUAUUCUUUUAAAAAACAUAGUUAAUGCUUUCUCAAAGUGAUUUAUUUACGGCAAUAAUGUCCACUUUGAGUGAUAGUUGAAAUGAUUGAUAAAUCCUAAAUUGAAUUAUAAGGUUCUCGAGACUACUGACAAUCUUGUGGAAACAGUCUAAUCUAGGCUACAUUGUCUUGUUCUGUAUUUUUUUAAUUUAUCAUGCCAAAUAUACACAGACGUGGUGGCAGAGACAGAAAUUAUGGUGACCGUGACAAUCGGGGCGGUGGAGGCGGCGGAAGUCGUGACAAGGAUUACAUCAAUAAUGCGGAAAUGGGCGGAACUGCCAAGCGGGUGUGGUUCAAAGGCGGUCAGCACCGGGACAAUCGUGCAGUCCUAUCGCAGGCCAUUCUGCAGCGGCGGAUUCUGAUCGAUGAUGGAGAUAUCGAUAUGAUGUCGGGAGGUCGAGAUGGCGGCGGCGGGUCUGGCCGCCAUAAUAACAACAACAAUAACAGGUCUAGAGGAUUCAGAAGACAGAACUUUAGCGGCAGAAACCGUAACAAUAAUGGCGGGGGUUUCUCAGGUCCUCCGCCCAAGCGAUUCCUUGAAGAAAGUUUCACUGGAUGGUACAAAGCCAGAGUUGUUGGAGAUGUUCCGUUUGAUAAAGAUGAAACAGUUUCACUGCUAUCUCGACAUAUUGGAUUGCAAUUUAUCGCCUACAGUUUUCAAAAGGUGAAUAACGAAGUAACAUUUUACCUGGAGACCAGAAACGUAGCUGAGAAGCUCAACGAUACAGAUCGUAAAAUCACUCUGCCUGAUGGCCACAAGAUGCGACUCUUUGUGAAGCCAAUCUCCUGUCCGGUUGAUAUGACCGAUGAACUUCGAGAAAACAUCAAACUUGUGAUGGCAAAACGGUAUAGAGCUGAUACUAAAGCACUCGAUCUCAAAAAGUUUCACUCUGAUCCAGAUUUUCUGACCAAAGAACUGCUAGUGCCUCUGAUGAAACCGAACGUGCUGAACGCUGUGGUGCAGACGAUCUGCAAGAACAUUCCAGACAUUGUUGCCAUAGAUCUGUCCGAGAACCGGUUGUCCAGUCUCGACCAGUUGAAGCCGCUCAUCGAAAAGGCAGCAGUGCUGCAAAUCCUGCAUCUGCACAAAAAUAGUAUAAGGCACGAGCGUCAGUUAGACGCACUACAAGGACUGGGAAUCGUUGAACUGAUGCUAGAAGAUAACCCGGUCUGCAACAAAUUGAAGGACAAAACCGCCUAUGUCAGGGAAGUUCGCAAGAGGUUUCCCAACGUCAUCAGACUAGACAACGAAACCCUGCCGCCACCAAUCACUUUCGACAUCGAGAACGACACCCGUCUGAAGCCAAGCCUGGGCAGUUACACGUGCAACCCCGAGGGAGCGCUAGUUGUCAGCCAGUUCAUAGAGCUCUACUACACCAUUUUCGAUAGUGACGACCGUCAACCCCUUAUCAACGCCUACCAUGAAAAGGCGCAGUUCUCGUUUACCUGUUCUCCUGGAAUGGGUUCGUACCUGAGCGACAACCGCAACCUGUUUCUGAUCGGCAACAACGACACACGACUGAAGCUGCUGAAGACUGGCCCCGCCAACAUUGUCUCAUUCCUGUCGUCGAUCGUCAAAACGCAACACGACCCCGCCUCAUUCUGCGUCGAUCUCACCCUGUACACCCCGCAACUGCUGGCGUUGUCGAUAAGCGGUGUGUUCAGAGAGGUGAACAAGAAGGUGCCGAUGCGCUCGUUCAACCGGUCGCUGGUGAUCGUGCCCUCGGGCACCGGCUACUGCAUCAUCAACGACAUGCUCUUCUUCACUUCGGCCAAUCCCGACCAGAUCAGUGAAGCGUUCAAAGUGAUAGCGAACCCCCCAGUGGUAGCAGCCCCCCCGGCGCCGGCCCCUGUCGUGGUCUCACCUGUGAUCCCCACCCCCACCCUCAUCAACCAGCCCACCCUCCAAGUACAGGAGCAGAUGGUCUCGAUGCUGUCGCUACAGACCGGCAUGAAUAUACCCUACUCGAAAAAAUGCAUGGAAGAAAACCAGUGGGACUUCAACAGAGCCCUGUUUGCUUUCAACGAAUGCAACAAAACUGGAUCAAUACCUGCCGAUGCAUUCAUCAAGUGAGUGAAUUCAACGAGAAAAUGCACGAAAACUUUCGAAAAUUCGCAAAAAACUGGACAAUUGUCAUCAUCAUCGCGAUAUCAUAUAAUCAGGUACUUUUGCAAAACAUCUAUCAAUCACUUCGUGAAAAGUUUCGACGUCAGGUAAUUUUGCAAAACAUCUAUCACUUCGUGAACAUUUUCGACAUCAGAUAAUUUUGCAAAACAUGGAUUACCUCAUGAGCUUUUUCGAAGUGCGACAUUGUUUUGUGAGAUAUAAUGUGAUACAUUCUUAUUCGGUUUGGAUAGAACGAACUUGUUCUAUUCGUGGAGUGUUCAGUUUGGAUUCUCGCAAACUGGGCGUAAAAUUGGAAACAUUGAUCAUCAGAGACCGUCCUGAGUUUUAAUUUUUCACGGUGGAAUGGUAUGUAAGUUGGGAACAGAAUUAUAAUUCGUAUCUUCUCCACACCUCUGUUGGGAAAAAGACCACGUUUUUUGUAUUUUUUAUCAGCGUUCAGUCCUGGAUUCACCUCCUUCCAAAACAGUGUGGAGGUAUACUCUCAUUAGUUUUUGCUCAAAACCUCUACGGAACUCUGUUUUCUUCAGAAACUACGGAACUUUAUAUGUCGCGUUUCACCAAGCUCGGUCAUGGCAUACGAAUAUGGUCAAAUCGCCUACGCUAUACAACUAAAGCACUAAACAUGAUUUGAUUUCUAUAGUUAUAUUAUAAGUUUCUUAACUUAUCAAGAUAGCUUUUAUCGAUAAUUCCACUCAUAUCUGGUCAACGUACACGGUUUGACCAUGUUUAAAUCUCUUGGACAGAGCUUGGUUGAACCUGGAGAAUAGUUUCCUGUAAAACUCUCUCUACGGAACCUAUAAAAUUCUUUAGUACCCUCUUUACAAAACUUGUAGUUUUUUUUAGAACUCUGUACAAAAAUUAGAGCUCUAUUUAGAAAAUACUACUGAACUAAUCCAUUACCUUCACUUCGUUCAGAUUCCAAUUUCUUGAUAGAUUUCUUUUAAAACCGCAAUCAAAGAACAUUUUUCCUCAAUUUUCCGAUCCUAGAUUUGAUUUUCCGAAUCACCUUGUUUGAGACGAACAUGUUUUGAAAAUUUCCUGUCCUUCCUUACCUUUGGUCCUUUUUUCCUCACUAGGAAUUGAUCGUAAGAUUGCUUAAGCGAACAAAAAUAAUGUCAUUCUGAAUGGGUAUUUUGUUAAUAUUUCAAAUGUAAAUUAACAUCAACAUUCAAACUUUCCUUACCUUCUGUAUCCUUUCCCAAGAGUUUCUCCUUUGAACAAAAUAUUUUUCCUUGAACCUAUAAUUGUUACACAUCUUACUGGGAAACAUGUUCGCUUCGGAUAAGGUGAUGAAUGUGUGUAAUUUUCAUUUUUUUCUGAACUUUGAAACUAAAUUCCGUAAUCUUCAACUUUUUGUUACUGCAUAAUGAACUUUGAAACUAAAUUCCGCGACCUAACCUGAAAUUUCAAAUAUCAGCAAACUUUCGAUUGUGUAUCAAUUUUAUUUAUCUCUUUCAAUUUGAUGAACUUGUUAGAAUUAUUUAAAUUUGAUAAGUCAAUUCAAUUUUUUUAUCAUACAUUCGACUUGGUGAAAUAUCACCCAGGAGAGAAGAUUACAUCAAAUUGAAAAUCAAAAUAGAAUCAUUAGUUUGUUUUCCUUUUUUUUUCAUUUUUUGUGGCCUAUAUAAAAUUUUCUUGGGGAUUAGUAUCUUUGCAUCAAUGAAACUAAAAUAAUAAAAUCCUUCACUUAUAUCUCAGUUACUAUAAAAUAAGACGUUGUCUUACUUUGAGCUAACAUGAAAGAAUUAUUAAUUAUUUCAUACUAGAUUUCCUCUUGGGAAAUCUGGUCUGAAACAAUAUUGAAUAAUUUGAUUAAUGGCAAAUACUCUUGAAGUCCAAUUCUAUUCAAAUCAUUGUCUACUCAUAAUUAUGAUGGAAACCUUCUUUUUUUUUUAAAAAUGCAUAGUGAAUGAUAAGGAUAAUAAAUCCUUUUUUAAUUGAAUCAUAUUUGAAAAACAAAACAUUUCAAGCUGUCUGUCAGUUCAAGAUUAAUAAUUUGUCUUAUCUCCCACAUACGGGCUUCAUGUCUAUGUCGGAAGAUUCAUCAGAAAUCAAAACAAUUUUAGAACUAUUUUAAUGAAUUUAAAAUGACAUGCCAAAUCAACAAGUUAUCAAUUUGAAGUUUCUUCAGAUUGGUAGUUUUUGAAAAUUCAUUUUUAAAUCAAUCUUUUUCUUGCAUAUUCUUCAUUCUGUUACAAUUUACUUGGACUUUUUUAUGAAAUCCUGAUGAUCCAUGAAGUUAUACCCUGGUGGUUUCUGAAUCCUUACUGAUGGAUUCCCAUGAGGUAUCCGAUUGGAUCUCAAGAUUUAAUCGUAAUAGAAAUUUAUGGAAUAAUGUUCAAUAUUAAUUUGUUUCUCUGAAUGAAUUUAUUUGAUUUUUUGGGGGAUUUUAUCCAUGUUUAUGUAGCUCGAAACAUGUCAAGUAAAGCAAGGUGUAAUAGAAAGAAGAAUUGCAAGAUGUUUUUUGAUUUUAUGACAAUUCAUUUCUUGAAAGUCUUUUAUACUCGCUUUAAAAAAAAACAUAAAAAAUUUGCAGUAGUUUUAAAAGUUAAAUAUAAUUGAAAUUUGAUCAAAUAAGAGUGUAAAGUAACUUCAAAUCAAUUCAAAAUCUUCUUCACACUAAAGCAAUAUAGAUUAAUAUGUAAUGAAUAUCUGUUCGAAUGUACAAGAAAUAUUGAUUAAUUUUGUCAUUUUAAUUUUGAAAAUAAAAUAUCUCUGGGGAAAGAUAAUAUUUUUGGGAAAAAAAGAAGAAAAAGAGAAAAUAUUCUGAAGUCUUACUUAACAGUUCACUUAAUUUGAAUUAGUCAUUAAAUCUUUGCUGAGUUUUCACUUGAUAAUCCACCCAUUUUUACAUUUUAUUCUAGGAAAAUGAAUUAAAAUUUAGCAUUCCCAAUAUUUUUUAUUGGGAUAAACUUGAAAUAAUGUAACUUAUAUGUUAACUUAGUAAGUAAGGUAUCUCAUCGCACAUGUUUGAUAAUGUAUAAAGCUUGCAUGAUUUUCACGAUAAUAACUUGAUCUUUGGUUAAAAUCUUCAAGUUAUUAUGGUAUCUUUCAUCUUGUCAAUUUAAAAAAAAAUUUAAUUCUCUUCAAUGUUUGAUUCCAUUACGAACUGCUUGUUUAAAUAAUCACUUUGAACAAUUAAUUACGACAUAGCAGUCAGGUAUGUGGAGGCAUGCUUUUCUAACCUUAAAUACCAACGACCUGAAGUGUAUGGAGUCUGCUCGUCUGGCUGAAUAAUACUCUUCAAUGUUUGAUUCCAUUACGAACUGCUUGUUAAAUAAUCACUUUGAUACCUGACUGCUAUGUCGUAAUUAAUUGUUCAAAGUGAAAUUUUAAUUGUUGAAAUAUCAAUAGUCUCAAUAUACUUUGAGCUUGUUAAUUUGUCUUAAAACUAAUUAUUCUUAAACUGUGAGUAUUUAAUUCAAGAAUUGAUACUUUCCUGAAUAGAAUCAGGAUAUUCCGAAAAUCAAUCCUGUCUAAUUUAUGAAUAUUGUAAAAAAUGUCAGUCAGAUUUCACUUAUAAGUAUGCGAGAAAAAUAGUUUCUCUUCCACAUAAAAUUCAUUGUUUGUUCAAAAAACAUAAGGAACCAUUUUCCAUUUUCCCUCUCCAUAUAAGAAGGAAAGUUGAAAAUGAGAUCUUUUGUUUCAUGUAACCUAUUUCAUUUUUGUGUAUCAUACCUUCUUUUAAGUAGUCUGUAUUCAUAAUUCUUAUGCUGAACGUAGACUUUCGAAAUUCAAAGUACAAACUCUGUAAUUUUUUAUAUUUCAUGAGAUUGUGAUUGUAAUUAAACUGUUUUGUAUAUAAUAAUAUGGAGUUGAAAGAUAGUCUAUAUAUUAAGAAAGUAAUAAUUAAAAUAAUAUAUAAAGUGAGAUUUUUAUAUGUAUCACAUAUUUGUAAUAAUCAACCAGUAAUAACUAUUCAAUACUAAUCUUCAAUUUUUAUUUCUACUUUUUUUUCUUCAGAUUUUCAUUUAUCUAUUUAAAAAGAGAAACUGUACAUUUUCAAGAGAAAUUUGCUCUACAAUAAUCAGCUUAUAUUUAAAACUAUAAUCAGCUUAAAUUACUCAUAUUUUGCAUUUGACUCAACACUGAAGCGUUACCAGAGGAGAGUUCUGUUGUCAGGUUUUUCUCUUUUUGGAAAAACCGUUGGAAAAACCGGGCGACCACUUUCCCACACAACAGAUGAGAUUUCAGUUUUGACAUGAAAUUUCGACGACGAAGUAUCAGAAUCGGAAGAAGCACUGUGUUAGUGUAUACUACACAGUACUACAGUGCAAUUGGUCAAUAAGAAGAGACCUUGCUGAUUUUCUACAAGAUACGUCCAGUUUCUCCAUUUUGUUUUUCAAAAAUCUCAUGGAAUGUAGUUUCAAUCUAAUUGAAAUGCACCAAUGGGAAGAGAAGACAACUAAUGGAUGGAGAAUUAAACAGGUUACAGGUAAGUAUAAUGAGUCGAAUGCAAAAUGUUUUCAUUUGAACAAAAGGGUCCAAGAUUCCCAUAACUUACGAAAGCAAUCAUUAGUUUUAUACCAUCUAAAUCUAUUGCUGGUUGAUUAAUUCGAUUAAUUACUGUGUUUUUCCUUUUCCUCUAAACUCAUUUCAUGAGUUAUUGAUAUUAUUGUGAUAACAAUUUUAUAUUAUUAUAUUUUAAUCAAUCUCCUAACAUUUGUUAAAAAUGUUAACCUCUGUUCCCUCCAAAGUAGAAAAAAUUCCAUUCCUUUGAUUAUCCCUACCUGACAUAACCAUAUAAUAGGCUCGAAUAUAAAAAUUGUAUUUUUAGCGUAAAAGUAUGUUUUUAAUUACUUAUUUUGUAUAUUGGAGGCUAUAAAUGAGAUGUAUCUUUAUUUUGUCAGAAAUUGUAUCAUUAUACCUAGGCUUGCAAGAUAUUAUGAAUAUACAUUUAAAAAUUUAUUCCAAUAACAAAUUAUCAUUUCUCAACAGUUGUUUUUAAAAUGUAUUUUUUCAUUGCUUUUAAUGAAACAAUAAUUGUGUUAGGUCCUAGAAAAAUUCUGAAAUUAUGAGCAGCUAUGGAAUACUACUUUUAGUUUGAUUUGUGUUUAUUACAUAAGUAAUUAUCAAUUUUGAGUUUGUAAUGGUCUUAGUUCAGUAGGUAGCUAAAAUGUCUCAUUUAUGCAGAGAACUAUGUAUAUAUUUUAGAAUAGAAAGCAUUUUAUCAUUUCUAAAAGCCUUAUCAAUACUGAGUUAUUGAUAAUCAUGUAAACAUAUUGUUAUGUAUGAAAGCUAAAUAAAAACUGUAUGAAAACUA
Nilaparvata lugens (brown planthopper) is the source of this 7512-nucleotide messenger RNA. RefSeq names its product nuclear RNA export factor 1. The record is from RefSeq and is a predicted model, not a curated record. The transcript has 14 exons. Gene Ontology annotation, molecular function: RNA binding; protein binding. Bases 276 to 2195 code for a protein of 639 amino acids. Gene Ontology annotation, cellular component: nucleus; cytoplasm. Gene Ontology annotation, biological process: poly(A)+ mRNA export from nucleus. NCBI's taxonomy places the organism in Eukaryota, Metazoa, Arthropoda, Insecta, Hemiptera, Delphacidae.